Ceraceosorus bombacis is the source of this 1586-nucleotide messenger RNA. The record is from the annotation of a GenBank genome assembly. NCBI's taxonomy places the organism in Eukaryota, Fungi, Basidiomycota, Exobasidiomycetes, Ceraceosorales, Ceraceosoraceae.
AUGUCGCCAAAUACGAAUCAAGCAAUGCAAUUGAAUACUAGGUAAGUCGUCAAGACUUACACUUUUCAGUGCCAGCUGUCGCUGCAGAUACUCUCCCCUCAGCAGCGCACCGGCUGCGAAUGAUGACCAAUGGUGCUGACUCUCGACCUCUCGCUUCACUUGACCCUCAGUCGCGGCCCCGCCGGCAGCGUUCGCGCCGCUGCCGGAGUGGACGGGGCUCAAGUCGAGCGCGAGCCUCAAGAGUCGCUUCGACAGGCUCGACACGUUUCUGCCAGUCAAGAUCAGCAGCACGCCUUGACUGGUGCUUCGACUGCCGGCUUUCAACAAUUCGCUCCACCGCGCAGUGUGGUGAGGUGGUGGCUUUGACAGCCUCCCUGCGGGUAAGUCUUGCAAUACCCUCGAGCGAGCAUUGUUGCUGGUACGUACACGACACUGAGACCUUUUUCUGUGCCUUCGACACAGAAAUGCCGGGCUCCAUGUGGUCCGGUCGACGCGAGCCUGUGAGAGGGGUAGCGUCGCUUUCGCAGGGAGGAGAAUCCCAAACAACAACGAGGAGCAGAGGCGGAUCGCUGCAAAACACGGCCUCGAUCAGGGACACCCACGGAAACACAGCCGCGAGAUCACGCGGCGCCAUCAGCAAUGGAUUGCCCGCUGCUGCUGCUGCAGUGCCGAUCGUGCGAUACCAGCAAGGUGGAGAACCGAGUUACCUUCCGAUAUCACCACCCUCCACUCCUCCUUCAUCACCUCCUACCGCCUAUCAAGACAUGCUAGGUCGCGCUCGCCAUUUGACUCUUUCUGACAGUGGUCGAGCAGAUGACGAGCACCAGAUCGAGCUUGAUGAGCGGCGACCCACGCAACGAACGGCAGACGCGUCCCAAUCGGCAGCGUGCAGCGCUGGGGAUGCCUUGCUGAAAGCUGCUGCGGCAUCGGUAGCCACAUCAAGAGCGAAUGUGGACGCUUCGCAAGAUGCAAGCAGAACCGGCUCGUCCUCCCAGGCAUUCGUCAGGCCUGAUGAGAUUGGGCUCGACUCCACGCAGUGGAGGGCUGACAAGCACGGCAAACGACCCCAGCAACAGCCACCCCCUACGCAGCCUCUAAUGCCCAACACGCCAGAAGCUACACCAACGACAAUGUCGCCUGCCGAAGGUUUGCUCCGUCAUCAGCCAACUGCAAGUGCGUUUGAGCUGCUGCAGUCAAUCUAUCCGCUGUUACCUUCCGCAUCUUCUUCUCUUGGUGUUGCUCAAGAUGCGGGUGUGGAGCUUGUAUGCAGCAAAUGGAGAGGAGCGGUGUUAGAUGAGGAUGGAGGAACAGGUACUACAUCAUCACGAUCGCUACACGUCCUCAUGCCAAACGACAUCAGAGCAGGCGGGCCUCUGCGAGAUGAGAUCUUAGCCCUGCUGGAUCUGGCAUCCGAAAGACUGGCGUGUGGAAGGGUGAUCAUAGCUAUGGAGAGGGCCGAAAUGGAGGACUUUCCCACCACUCUGCAUGGGCUAUGCUACGUCGGCGCUCAGGUUGUCUCGGAUGCUGGUCACACCCUCUUAGUACCUCGCGAUGGCGUCAUCUUGGCCGGCAUCGACCUGAUGUGA